This is a messenger RNA of Phragmites australis (common reed), 705 nucleotides long. Its product is annotated as small RNA-binding protein 11, chloroplastic-like. Gene Ontology annotation, cellular component: spliceosomal complex. Gene Ontology annotation, biological process: positive regulation of mRNA splicing, via spliceosome. The record is from RefSeq and is a predicted model, not a curated record. Gene Ontology annotation, molecular function: RNA binding. The transcript is spliced from 4 exons. The coding region runs from base 57 to 374 and encodes 105 amino acids. NCBI's taxonomy places the organism in Eukaryota, Viridiplantae, Streptophyta, Magnoliopsida, Poales, Poaceae.
GCGCUGGUGGUUUGGGGAUCUAGGGUUUGACGGGGCCAGCAAAGAUCAUCAGUACGAUGAUGAUGCGAGGUGGGAGGCUGAUGGGUUUGUCUUCUCACCUUCUGGGAAUGAGGUGCUUCAGCACCGAGAUAUUUGUGAGCAGGUUAUCAUUUUACACAACAGAGGAAGAACUCAAAAAUGUCUUUUCACCAUUUGGCACCGUGGAAGAAGCUCGACUGAUGCGAGACAACCAAACUGGACGGUUGAAGGGAUUUGGUUUUGUCAAAUAUUCAUCACAAGCGGAGGCAGAAAAGGCUGUCAUGGCAAUGGAUGGAAGGAUUCUACGCGGAAGAUUAAUAUUUGUGGAGAUUGCAAAAGGACGCAAAAGCGAGUAGGGCACCCUCCAUGGCUGAAGUAGGUUGAUUUGUUGCCUCGCACUUUUAGGCUUGAUAUCUGGCUUUCGCCGACAAGACCGAUUUGCCGAAGCUUACAUUCCCAAGUUUACUGGUUUCUGGUUUCGUUGGAACAUGUUUUGGUUCAUGAGCAAGCACAUUUGAUACAGCUGGUGCAGUUCAACUUAUUUGUUCGUUUCCAUACCUGGAAGGCUGGAACACGUGUAGCGUAGUCUGCUUAUGUCAGAUGCUGGAUUCUCCGAUUACUGUUGUAACACGUAAAAGAUUAGUACUUUGCAAAAUAUUCCUAUGCGGAAGCUGAUUUUAGCUCCUA